This is a messenger RNA of Momordica charantia (bitter melon), 2925 nucleotides long. Its product is annotated as pumilio homolog 12. Gene Ontology annotation, cellular component: cytoplasm. Lineage: Eukaryota; Viridiplantae; Streptophyta; Magnoliopsida; Cucurbitales; Cucurbitaceae. Gene Ontology annotation, molecular function: mRNA binding. Gene Ontology annotation, biological process: post-transcriptional regulation of gene expression. The record is from RefSeq and is a predicted model, not a curated record.
UCUUCAAUCUCUCUCUCUCUCUCUUUCUAUUUCUUAUUCUUCUUCUUCUUCACGCCGCCUCUCUUUCUCACCUUACCUACAGCGUUUUGCCACUCUUCUCUGCAUUAUUUCCCUGUUGUAUCAUAAUCCCAAAUUCCCACAUUUUCUCCUUCCCACUUCUCCCACUGAAACCACUGAUUGUUUGCCUCUGUAUUGCCGUUUUCACUCUGAUUCGUCUUUUUUCUGACGUGGGUCUCGCUUGCCUCUUCAUAUUCUCAACUGGGGUCAUUUAAGGAGUUAUCCCAUUUACCAAAUGGAAGAGAUGGGCAGUAAACUGGAGAUUGAACUUGAGAGGCUUAUUGGUGAGAAUCCAAAAGUUGCAUCUGAAAAUGGACAUGCUGAAGAAUCUGUUCAUAAAAGAAUGUCGUUAUUAGCUGCAAAUUCCUGUAAUGGGAUGUCGAAACUGUGCAGUAAUGGACAUUUGGAGGAUGUCAAGGUCUUGAGGAACAAACUUCAGCAAUCAAGCGGGCAAUCAAAUAUGGGUCGAAUUCGGACUGGGGAAAGUAAUGGGACCGGAGACCGGUCCUUGGCAUCUGCAUUGGAAAAAUUAAGUUUGGGUGCUGAGGAAACGAUGCAAAAUCGGAGAGUAAUGCAGAAUCAGCCCAAUUUGACAGAGGACCAACUGCGGAUCUAUUUGAAUAAGCAAUUACUCAACACCGAAACAUCUAUGGCUGCCGUUCCCUCUUUGAGGUCUUCGAAUCAUUUGACCAAUGGUUAUCCCGAUGUUCAUAUGACAGGUCUUGGCUCUCAGAACUCUCCUUCAUUAAGACAUUUUUCUGAUGGCUACAAUAGGUCGGAAGUUGGUCACCUUCAGCCACUUGAGACUCCCUCCUCUGCUAGGUUCACUUAUGAAGUGCCUCAUCUCGACAUGCCUUCUCGAAAUUUGCAGUUUCCUAUAACAUCUCAUGAUGAGGAAAUAUUGCAGAGUAGGCGAUCUUCGGUUCUUUACGCACACCCACAACAAAUGAAUCAUGGUCAAAUAGGUUCAAAUUGUACACAAGAAGAAUUGCUUCAAAGAUACAGGAUGCAAGGGCAGUACCAAUACCUGCAGCAGCAAUUGGAAUAUUCAAAUUCGUUUCGAUCUUGUGACGAUACUACAAGUAGAAUGCUUUUUCAGAGUCACGAGCCUCAAUAUUUUGAGGUUCCAGUCUCUCACCACCUUGAGCAGUCUAAUAAUGAAGUAUUCUGGAAGGGGAAUGCAUAUUGUAGGGGUUCAAACCAGUCAAAUCCUGUAUUUUCAACACAAUAUGUAGAUACAUUUCAAGGUGUGGAAAAAAUUUCCAGGCAAAGUUCGCCUAGAAAGAUCCCGACGAGGACCCAUGGACAUAACAGAGUUGAUUAUCUAAAGCUUCCGGCUGUCGAUGGCGAUUUUUAUGACAACCAAAAUGGAGCUGUUUGUUCAAGUUGUUAUCUUCAGGGGAAUGGUUUGUUGCGCACUACAGAUUGCUUCUGUCACAAAAACUUAAGUUUAUAUGGUUACUUCUCUAAUCAUGGAAAUCGUAAGACAACACUACCCCAAAAAUUUAACUCUCUUGAGGAAGCCACGGGUAAAAUAUAUCUCAUGGCUAAAGAUCAAUAUGGUUGUCGCUUCUUACAACGGAAAUUCGUAGAGGGUGCCAAAAAAGAUAUUGAGAAGAUUUUCAUUGAGAUCUUAGAGCAUGUUGUUGAGCUCAUGACAGAUCCUUUUGGAAACUAUCUAAUACAGAAGCUCCUUGAAGUUUGUAAUGAGGACCAGCGGCUGAAAAUUAUUUAUAAGGUUACUAGCAAACAAGGCGAACUUAUCCGAAUUUCGUGUAAUAUUCAUGGGACUCGUGCUAUUCAGAAACUGAUUGAGACUCUCAAAACCCCAGAGCAGUUUAAAAUGAUUAUCUCCUCUUUGAAGACUGGUAUAGUGAUUCUGAUGAAAGACCUGAAUGGUAACCAUGUAGCACAGCAUUGCCUGCAGUAUUUGGUGCCUGAUUACAUUGAGUUUCUUUUUGAUGCUGCAACAAAAUUUUGUGUCGGGAUUGCAACUGAUCGCCACGGUUGUUGCGUGCUUCAAAAGUGCCUCGGUUGUUGUAAUGUUAGGCAACGAGAUAGUUUAAUACUUGAGAUUGUGCGUAAUUCUCUGGUCCUUUCCCAAGAUCAAUAUGGGAAUUAUGUUGUGCAAUUUACCCUCGAGCUUGCGGGCAAGUAUGAUCUUUAUUGGGUGGAAGCCGGUAUCCUCAAACGUCUAGAGGGCCAUUACGUGGACUUGUCUAUCCAGAAAUAUAGCAGCAAUGUUGUUGAAAAAUGUCUUUAUGCUAGGGAUGAACAUCUCACUAGAAUUAUCGAUGAAUUGGUAAACGAUGCACGAUUAAGUCAAAUAAUGCAGGACCCAUAUGGAAACUAUGCGAUUCAAGCGGCGUUGGCUCGCACUAACAUUUGCAAUAGUUCUCUCCAUGCUAAACUUGUGGAUGCAAUCAAACUGCACGUCCCCGCGCUCAGGACAAACAUGUUCGGUAGAAAAGUCCUCGCAGUGCUCGGAAAAUCACACUAAUCAGUGCAAUCAAUCCACCAAAGAUUACCUCUAACCUCCAUUUGUUGUUGUUAAAAGCACAUAACUAGCACUUUCCCUCCAGUGUUCUUUUUGUUUGAUUUUUCCUUUUUUGUAAAGAGCUUAGGCCAGUAACCAUGACUAGCUGCAAGUGCAACAUGGUUCGAUCUCUUAUCUCUAAAGAAACCAAUCAGAGACAUAGAUAUCCAUUUCAUGGAUGUGAAUACCGUGACGAUGAAGGAUAACAAGUCGGUACGUAUUUUCCCUUUUUUUUUGUAGAUUCGUAGUGGUAAGCUUAGGCUCUUUUUUUCCUUAAAGUAAUGUAUAGACUGCAAACUCUGAAGUGUUGUUGUUUAAUGAUUGAGAAACAU